Molecule: messenger RNA, 1235 nt
Organism: Thrips palmi
Lineage: Eukaryota; Metazoa; Arthropoda; Insecta; Thysanoptera; Thripidae
Exons: 6
Coding region: 234-1190 (318 amino acids)
Source: RefSeq, a predicted model, not a curated record
UGUGUCUUGCCUUUCUUCGAGUGCGGGCUGCUCGAGUAGAGUGCGUCGCCGCAGAGCCGCCCAGCCGGACCGGGUUUCUAUCCGAGGGUUUUCUGCUUGUGCGGGCCGGGAGUUGCUACUCGCUUGGCGGACUGUACUCAGUACUCACCCGCAUACAUCAACAUUUGCCGGACCGCGGGAUAGCCGCUUCGCUGCUCGCACCGACACAGGUGGCUGCUAGCUUCGCGGCAGUCAUGAGGCAUUCCUUGCUGCUCGCUACCCUGGCUGUCCUGGCCGUCGGGGGUCAGGCUGCGCAACCCAUGACGCAGAAAGAGGCCCUGGAGCUCUUCUUCGGGGGGGCGUCUGCCCGACAGAAGUUCGACCAGGCCCUGGAGAGCGUGAUGGCGCUGGGCGUGCCCGGCAUCGGCCCCCUGAUGGGCCAGUGGCGCGGCCGGGGCGCCCAGGGCGCCCAGGCCAAGAGCGCCACCAGCGGCCUAGUGCGGGCGCCCUGGGAGACCGCCGUGGUGCAACGGCACGUGCAGCGCGUGCUGGAGGACAGCAUCGACCAACUGGUGGAGCAGGUGCGCAGGCUGAUCGAGGCCGCGGCCGAGCCGCUCAAGAUCGAGCGCAUCGACCUCACCCAGUCCAACCCGCUUUUCAAUUCCAAGGGCGAAAUAACGCAGGUGUCAGUCUCCCAGCUCUCCACGUUCAACAUCCUGGACCGGGACGUGGACGUGCCCACGGUGAGCGCCAAGCUGACGGUGGACUUCGAGAAGCUGGACGUGCACGGCAUGUACAACGUGGACGCCACAGCAUCGGAUCAGCUGCACAUAUUCGGCGACGGUCGCUUCGACAUCCGCUUGUACAGGCCGACGGUGGAGGUCUCCGUGCGGCUGGGGUACGAGAACGAGUACUUCAGCGUGGAGGAGCUCAGCAUCUACGUCAAACUGGAGAAGCUUAAGGUCGUCAUGUCCAACUUCCUCGGGGGAGGAGAAGUGGGGGACCUGGUUUGCGGCAUCGUGAGCGACGUCGGCCCCGCCUUCUUGGACAUGUACCGAGAGGAAGUGAACCAAGCUUUGUCCAUGACGAUCAAAGAGACGGCAAACGCUCUGCUCAACAAGUUGCCCAUCAACAAAAUCAUUGAUUGGAUCAUGGGCGGCGGGGGAGGUGACGACGACGACGACGAUGACUACGACGACUCCUCAGAUUAAUCGUCUGAUCCGAUCUCAAUAAAAUUAUAUUCAUUCGGAGACAAA